Messenger RNA from Chenopodium quinoa (quinoa), 690 nucleotides. RefSeq lists its product as uncharacterized. The record is from RefSeq and is a predicted model, not a curated record. NCBI's taxonomy places the organism in Eukaryota, Viridiplantae, Streptophyta, Magnoliopsida, Caryophyllales, Amaranthaceae. The transcript has a single exon. The coding region runs from base 1 to 690 and encodes 229 amino acids.
AUGAUUGAUUCACAACUAUCUCAAUUGGCCGAGAGAGUCCCUUUCAACUCACCUUCUACUCUACCCGGACAAUUACAAACUAACCCUUCCAACAUUGUGAAACCCGACUCUUGCAAGGCAAUCACAUUGAGAUCGGGUACAUCCUAUGAGGGUCCUAAGGAGGGGGAUAGUGAGGAAAAGAAGGAAGGAGAAGAGAGUGUGGGUGAAGAUAAGGAAGUUGAAGAAGAGAAGGUUGUUGAGAAAGAGAGAAGUAUGGAGAAAAAGAAGUAUAAAGAUGUGGUGACAUCUUUAACUCCCAGUGAGGCUAGGAAUCUUGAUGGUCCGGUUCCCUUUCCCGGUCGACUUUUGGAGAGGAAGUUGAAUGAUAAGUUUGCAAAGUUCCUUAGUGUGAUGAAGAACUUGCACAUAAACCUCCCUUUCAUUGAAGUUGUCACACAAAUGCCUUCAUACUUUAAGUUCUUUAAAGAUAUUCUCACUAACAAGAGGAAGCUUAAUGAUGAGCUUAUCACUCUCGCCCAUCAAGUGAGUGUACUUGUUCAACAUAAGAUGCCCAAGAAGCAAAAGGAUCCGGGAAGUUUCACUUUGCCGGUAAAGAUUGGGAAUAUGGAAGCUAGGGGCGCCUUAGCCGAUCUUGGAGUAAGUGUUAGUUUGAUCCCUCUAUCCAUUGCUCAAAGAUUAAUAUUGAAAUGA